AUGGCUCAGAAAAAACCAGAAAUAUUUACUCAUUUAACUAAAAAGUUGUCAUUCGGCACAUAUGCCGUUAGGUGGAUACCUUCUUCAGCCAAAUUUGUAGUCUUAGGGCAGCACCCUAGAGGCACUGGCUUAUUUCAAGUUUAUGAACUUGAUGAACAAGAAAUAGUAUUAGUUGAAGAGCGUGAAACCGGAGGCGCACUAAAAUGUGGAACUUUUGGUGCAUCAAGCCUUAAUGCGCGACAUUUGGCAACUGGUGACUUUGAUGGACGCCUUGCUCUAUGGGAUCUUGAACAUACUGAGGCGCCAGUAUUUUCUAUCAAAGCUCAUUCUAGUAUUAUUAACGAUAUUGCCGGAUGUGGCGGAUCCAUUACAUCUUCACAUGGUCCACCAGAAUUAGCAACUGCAAGCAGAGACGGAACCGUCAAAAUAUGGGAUAUUAGACAGAAGAAUCAACCUGUCGUUAAAAUUGGUUCGGCCGAAAAAGCAGGUGAUGCUUGGUGUGUUGCGUUUGGAAACGCGUGGAAUAAUGAAGAACGAGUAGUGGCAGUUGGUUAUGACAAUGGAGAAGUAAAAUUAUUUGAUUUAAAGGCAAUGUCGAUAUUAUCGGAAUUAAAAAUUCCAUCUGGGGUCUCUUCUUUGGAGUUUGAUCACCAAUAUACAAAACUCAAUAGGUUAACUAUUGGCUCCCUUAAAAACAUACACGUGUUUGAAAUCAUCGAUCAGAAUAAGCCAAAACCGUUAAGCAUCGGAGUACAGGCAAGCAAAGAAGAUGAAACAAUUUGGUGUAUUCGUCAUGUUCCCCAAGCGAUAGAUUUUUUUAUGUCUUCGACUAGUUCUGGAACAAUCAAUCUGUAUCAGAUAAAAAGCAAAUCAUUGAAGUUGAUGGCUAGCGCAAUUGUAACGGGGCAACCUGUGGCGUCUAUUGACUGGCAUAUAAAUAAAUCCGGAUUAUUGGUUUUUACGUCAUUCGAUGGGACGGUCGGUGUGAACAUAGUUACUAAUAUCUGA
This is a messenger RNA of Funneliformis geosporum, 1008 nucleotides long. Lineage: Eukaryota; Fungi; Glomeromycota; Glomeromycetes; Glomerales; Glomeraceae. The record is from the annotation of a GenBank genome assembly.